AUGGCCAACCCCCUUGACACCGAUGCCGGCACCGAGCUGUUCAAGCAUUAUGAAACCGAAUACCAGCUGGUCCAGGCGGACCUGGUGCAGAAGUUGGACCAGAUCGCGGAGCUGUCCGGGGAGCCGAGGAAGGCGGCGCUGAGCACGGCGGAGCGGGCGCUGGAAGAGGCGGGCGAGCUGCUCGACCAGAUGCAGAUGGAGAAGCAGAACGUGCCCUCGGCGCAGCGCGCCGCCAUCAACCGGCGGUUGCGCGACUACAAGACGGAUGUCGACGGCUACCGGCGGAAGCUGCGCUCGCUGGCCCAUGACAAAAGCGCGCUGUUCGGGGGGAGAUACACGGACAACCCGGGAUCGUCGUCAGGGGAUGCCCACUUUGAGCAGAGGCAGCAGUUACUAUCGGGAACGGACCGGCUAGAUCGCAGCACGCAGCGGCUCAAGGCCAGCCAGGCAUUGGCGAACGAGACAGAGGCCAUCGGAGCCAGCACGCUGGCGCAGCUGCAACAGCAGCGCGAGACCAUCGAACACACCACCAGGGUCUUGUACGAGAGCGAAGGCUAUGUUGACCGCAGCAUCAAGAGCCUCAAAGGGAUCGCUCGUAGGAUGGCUACAAAUCGGGUGAUCACCAUUGCCAUCAUCACCGUCUUGGUGCUCCUUAUUAUUGCAGUUAUCUUCAGCAAGUUCAGAUGA
Parathielavia appendiculata is the source of this 687-nucleotide messenger RNA. RefSeq names its product V-snare-domain-containing protein. The record is from RefSeq and is a predicted model, not a curated record. The transcript is spliced from 3 exons. Gene Ontology annotation, cellular component: SNARE complex; ER to Golgi transport vesicle membrane; Golgi apparatus. Gene Ontology annotation, molecular function: SNARE binding; SNAP receptor activity. Bases 1 to 687 code for a protein of 228 amino acids. Gene Ontology annotation, biological process: macroautophagy; intra-Golgi vesicle-mediated transport; Golgi to vacuole transport. NCBI's taxonomy places the organism in Eukaryota, Fungi, Ascomycota, Sordariomycetes, Sordariales, Chaetomiaceae.